Zerene cesonia (dogface butterfly) is the source of this 6069-nucleotide messenger RNA. Its product is annotated as ATP-binding cassette sub-family A member 3-like. Gene Ontology annotation, molecular function: lipid carrier activity; ATP hydrolysis activity; ABC-type transporter activity. Gene Ontology annotation, cellular component: membrane; intracellular membrane-bounded organelle. Gene Ontology annotation, biological process: lipid transport; transmembrane transport. The transcript has 32 exons. The coding region runs from base 215 to 5431 and encodes 1738 amino acids. The record is from RefSeq and is a predicted model, not a curated record. Lineage: Eukaryota; Metazoa; Arthropoda; Insecta; Lepidoptera; Pieridae.
AACGGGUAUGAACAUAGUUAGUUAUCACGCUGAAACACGAAGAAUACCGACAUUUUUUGGAUACCAUUGUUUUAUGUUUUUAGUUUUCAACUUGUGUUUGUAUAAGUUACAAGUGUAGUGAUUGUCUGUAUAGUGUUGAUGACAGGGAAUGGAAGAUAAAUUUACUUUACUUCGGAAAUAUUUCCUGUGUUAUACAUUACACUAGUAACUGAAAAUGCAAAUAAAACGAGAUGCUUCUACGGCGAGUGCCUUUACCAAGUUCCGAUUGCUUAUGUGGAAAAACUUCUUGCAACAAUGGCGACAUCGUUGGCAGACACUGAUCGAGUUAAUACUUCCAGUCGGCACUAUGGCAUUAGUCUUGAUCCUGCGUAUGGAAAUAGAGCCCGUAAAUCGAGAUGUCAUGAGUUAUCCACCCAUUCCCGCGCACACCUUUAACUACUCCUUGCCUGUCCUAACGGGCAUGAAUAUAACUGAAUUGUCUAUAGCAUACUCGCCGACAAGUCCAGUGCUUGAGGAUGUUAUGCGCACAGCAGUCGUUGAUUUGUUUAUUUUAAAUAUAAAAGAUAUCAUAACGCUCAUACUAGACCAAAUUUCGGAAUUUCCAGAUAUUCCUAUAGAAAUUCCACCUGAUUUAAAUUUCAAUUCGACAUUGAUUUACGAGAUAGCGAAAUCACUUGUCAAAGUGCAGGCGUACGAUAACAGUCAUGACCUUAGGGGCAUUUAUAUAGAUGAAAUAUAUACUCGAAAAGUUUUGGCUGCCGUAGAGUUUGACGAUGAUCUGUUGGGAACAACGGAAUUGCCAAAGGACGUUAAAUAUGCUUUGCGUUUUCCGGAAAGGCCUCGCUUGAAUUCAUUCCUUGCGAUGGGCGGAUUGACUUGGCGUACAGAUGAUAUCUUUCCAUUCUUUCAAGUUCCUGGACCGAGAUUUCCAUUUUCAUGGGAAGGGGGUAAUGAUCCAGGAUACGUGAACGAAUUGUUUAUUGCUCUACAGCAUUCCAUUUCAAUGGAAUUAGUUUCUCGACUGACAAAUACAAAUUUGAAAAACUUUACCGUCAACAUACAAAGAUACCCUCACCCAAGCUUUGUAGAAGAUUUGGCUGUUGAAGCACUUAAUUUUAUAUUUCCUAUGUUCGUGAUGAUCAGCUUUAGUUACACAGCUGUUAAUAUAGUUCGUGCUGUUACUCUCGAAAAAGAAAAUCAAUUAAAGGAAAUUAUGAAAAUCAUGGGUCUACCCACAUGGCUGCAUUGGACUGCGUGGUUUUUUAAACAGUUUAUAUACAUGUUUAUCAUAGCAGGACUCCUUGUAAUGCUUCUUAAGAUUAAUUGGUUUACUAAUGAAGAGGGAUUUAGUGACUAUGCAGUAUUUACGAAUACGCCAUGGACGGUGCUAUUAUUUUUUAUUACCCUCUAUUUAACAUGUAUGGUGUUCUUUUGCUUCAUGCUUAGUGGAUUCUUCAGCAAAGCAAGCACGGCAGCUCUUUUUACAGGAGUUAUAUGGUUUUUAACAUAUGUACCAUCUUUUCUGCUCAGUAUGGAAACAGGAAUUUCCCCAUACGUUCAAGCACUCACUUGUUUGACUAUUAAUUCUGCAAUGUCAUACGGUUUCCAAUUACUCAUUUCAGAGGAAACCUUAGGCGGUAUGACAUGGGGAAACUUCUUCAGCACACAUACGCUGGAUUCGAAUAGAUUUUUGUUUGGUCACGUUGUAAUUAUGCUGGCGGUAAAUUGUGUGCUUUAUAUGCUAAUAGCUCUAUAUCUGGAACAAGUGCUGCCUGGACCGUGGGGAACGCCACAACCGUGGUAUUUUCCUUUCCAAAAAUCCUUCUGGUUUCCAUCGUCUGUGGUUAAUUCAGAUAUAUCAAUUGACAAUAUUGAGACAAGUGUUGUGAAUGAAGAUGAACCUAUUGGCCAUGAGGUGGGAGUGAAAAUUAUCAAUUUAACAAAAGUGUAUGGAAAGAAUAUUGCCGUGAAUAAUUUGAGCCUUAAUAUUUAUGACGAUCAAAUCACAGUUUUAUUGGGUCACAAUGGAGCCGGAAAGUCCACAACUAUUUCCAUGUUAACGGGUAAUGUUCCUAUAACGAAAGGUAGCGUAUGUUUGGCGGGAUAUAAUAUUUCACAUCAACUGCAAGCAGCUCGUGCUCACCUAGGCCUUUGUCCCCAACAUAAUGUUCUAUUUAAUGAACUUACGGUGCACGAACAUUUGGAAUUCUUUGCCAGGUUAAAAGGUUUUAGCGGUAAAGAGUUAGAAACAGAAAUAAACACGAUAAUUGAAAAAUUGGAAAUGCAGGAAAAGCGUAACUAUAUAGCUGAAGGAUUGUCGGGUGGUCAAAAGAGGCGGUUAUGUGUUGGUAUUGCAUUAAGCGGUGGGGCUCGUGUAGUCUUAUUAGAUGAACCGACGUCUGGUAUGGAUCCUGCAUCUCGUCGAGCUCUAUGGGAUCUUUUGGAAAAAGAGAAAAAAGGUCGAUCCAUGAUUCUAACAACACAUUUCAUGGAUGAGGCUGAUUACCUCGGCGAUCGAGUCGCAAUAAUGUCAAGUGGAAGUUUACAAUGCAUGGGAUCUCCUUACUUUUUGAAGAACUAUUAUGGAGUAGGUUACACUUUAGUUGUAGUUAAGAGCGAAGGAUUUCAAUUAAAUGCUUGUACCCACAUAAUUGAUAAAUACAUAGCUGGUACCGUUCCCAAAGACGACGAUGCCGUUGAAGUAACGUAUAAAUUGCCAACUGCAUUUAGGCACGUUUUUGAAGAUUUACUUAACGAAUUGGAACAGAAUGCUGAUUCUAUUCAUUACAAAAAUUAUGGUUUAAUUGCAACCACACUGGAAGAUGUGUUUAUGUCAGUGGGUUCUGAUGUUGAAAUCACAUCAGUAUCGGAUGACACCGCUACUAUCGGAGACAGUUGUGACGAUUUGAAAGACCAUGGAUUUGAUGCGUCUUCUGUUGAGCAUUUGGACAAAAGCAAUGAAAAGGAAACCGGAUCUCGUUUGCUAUGGCUGCAAGUGAAAGCUACUUGGUAUAAGCUCUUUCUGGUGUGGUCUCGGUCCUGGGGACUGCUUAUCUUGCAAAUUCUCGUACCUGUUCUGCAGAUUAAUAUCAGUUUAGGAAUAACGACAUAUAUUCUGGUUAAUAGAGCUACCGUGAUACCUAGACUGUUAUCACUAGUGCAAGGAUAUGCAUCAACAGAAACUAUACUAUCAUUUAACGGUACUGAUACUUAUUCUCUGGGUGGCUUGGCAAAAGCGGGUUAUGAGUUAAUAUACCGUACUGCAGGUCUUGACUCUAUGGAACUAAUCGAUGCAGAUGGCCGACCUACUGAUGAGUUUUAUUUAAAUAUGACUGAAGACCCUGUUGCAAUGGGUGUCCUUCGCAACAAGAUUCUAAUUGGCGCAACUUUUAACGAUAAUUCAGCAACAGCUUGGUUCAGCAACUUUGGCUACCAUGACGUUGCUACGUCACUAGCUACAGUACAUUCGGCUUUGCUCAAAGGAAUCGAUGCUGCUGCCAACCUUACUGUAUACAAUCAUCCAUUGGAAGCUAAUUAUAGGGAUGACACUAAUAUGCAGCUUAUGCUGUCACUUAUGUCCAUGCAAGUGGCCACAGCCAUAGGCAACAGUUUAGCGAUCGCAAGCGCCGUUUAUAUUAUGUUUUACAUUAAGGAACGUGUGAUCCGCGCGAAGCUGCUCCAGCGCGCCGCGGGCGUGCAACCGGUAGUGAUGUGGGGCGCCGCCGCGGUAUUCGACUGGGUUUGGUUCCUUAUACUCAGCGUCACUGUUGUCAUCUCGUGUGCCGCUUUCCAGGUCGUCGGGUGCAGUACGGUUGAAGAACUGGGUCGCAUGUAUUUAUGUCUGAUGGUGUACGGCGCUGCUAUGUUGCCUCUUCACUACUUAUUUUCGCUAGUCUUCAAUGGGCCAGCUGUUGGUUUCGUUCUUAUGUUCUUUGUGAAUAUACUUUUCGGUUUAAUGGGUGCUCAGAUAGUAGAAACGCUCCAAUCUCCGGUCCUCAAUACUGGCCAAGUGGCCACCAUCAUGGAUUACAUACUCCAGUUCUUCCCAUUGUACAGUCUCGUUACAUCUGUCAGAUCACUUAACCAUAUUGGCAUGACGGAGUAUUCCUGCCUGGAGUUCUGUGACUAUUUACUAUCGACAUUCCCUAACCUGCAAGAGUGCACAAUGCAAACCCUUUGCGAUAACAUCUCUCAAUCUUGUUGCGUCCGUGAGAAUCCGUACUUCGACUGGGAAGAGCCAGGAGUCAUGCGUUACCUCUUGAGCAUGGUGAUUACUGGUGUUGUGCUCUGGGUCCUUAUGUUCUUAUUGGAGUACAAUCUGCUACAAAGAGUUUUCACAUGGAGUAAGCACCCUCCAGCGUUCGACCCCCAGGAGCUAGACCCAGACGUCGCGAGUGAGGUAGAACACGCACAACGCACCUCGCCCGAUAAACACAGGCUGCUAGCGAGAGGCCUCUCCAAGUACUAUAAGAAAAACCUUGCGGUUGACCAGCUCUCUUUCACUGUUGGUGAAGGGGAAUGUUUUGGUCUGCUUGGUGUGAACGGAGCUGGCAAGACUAGCACCUUCAAAAUGUUGAUGGGAGACGAAUCGGUCUCAAGUGGUGAUGCUUACGUUUGCGGCUAUUCUGUUAAAACUGAUCUAGGAAAGGUUUAUGAACAUAUUGGCUAUUGCCCGCAAUUCGACGCAGUGUACAGCGAGCUGACGGGCCGCGAGACGCUGCGCUUGUUCUCCACGUUGCGCGGCAUCCGCGAGCCGCACUGCACUGCGCGUGCGCUUAUGUUGGCGCACGCUCUUGGAUUCACCAAACAUCUCGAUAAACGCGUGGAUCAGUACUCUGGCGGCAACAAGCGCAAGCUGAGUACGGCGCUGUCGCUACUGGGCGGCGCGCGGCUCGUGUUCGUGGACGAGCCCACCACGGGUGUGGACCCCGCCGCCAAGCGCCAGGUGUGGCGCGCGCUGCGCUCCGCCAGACGCGCGAACACUUCGUUCGUGCUGACCUCGCACAGCAUGGAGGAGUGCGAGGCGCUGUGCUCACGGCUCACGGUUAUGGUCCGCGGACGCUUCCAGUGUCUCGGCUCACCGCAAUACUUAAAGAAUAAAUUCUCUCAAGGAUUUACUUUGACAAUAAAAGUAAAAGCACUUGACAAUAAUCAAGUCAACACGCCCGUAGUCAAUAGCAUUGAACUCAUUAAAGGCUACGUUAGUAACAACUUCAACAGUCCGAGAUUAAUGGAGGAGUACCAGGGCCUCAUAACAUAUUACCUACCUGACCGGACAGUUUCGUGGUCUAGAAUGUUCGGCAUCAUGGAGCGUGCCAAGCGCGAGUUGCCAAUCGAAGAUUAUAGUAUUCUGCAAACUUCACUGGAACAAAUUUUCCUGCAGUUCACAAAAUACACACAGGAAGACACUCCAGAACAAACCUCUUUGUGAUUUACGGACCCUUUACAUUUCCUGCCAUCUGAGUUUAUGGUCUCAGUACAGUUUUUUAAAUGGAAUUUAAUUUCUUGUAUUUAGGUGGGCGUUUCUAUCUGUGCCACAACUUAUUUCAACCUUAUUAAGAAGGUUAUGUAAAACGUAUUUUGAGUUAUCUUAAAUAUGCCAGUGACCUUUGUGUACAAAUGUACGCAAAAAAAUGAAUUAAAUCCAUGACCGGCACCCACAUGACAAAUAGAUUUUGUCACUAAUAUUUUUUAUCAAUAAGUAUAAAUUAGAUAUGGGAUAAUGUGUAUUUACUUUCGAUCAGUAGUACAAAUUUUCCAUCGGGUCACUUACAAAAUCAAUAAUAAUUAUAGGCGCCUGACAUCAUACUUUAUUCAUGUACACAUUAUACAUAACAUUACACAAAACAGUUUUAAAUUUAAUCUUAUUACAAUGCACGCUUACUACCAUCGCAUACCUUGUAAUAAAGUCACAAAUUGUAAUACUGCUAUCUAAACAAAAUAAGACGCGCCUCUCAAGUAGGCAUAGGUAGGUUUUCCAACGUUACAUACGACAUGUUAUGUUGACGAAGGUAUUAAGGAUAUUUACGUUACUACAUAGUUAAGUUAACGCACUAUUUCAUACACGUU